Gavia stellata (red-throated loon) is the source of this 1200-nucleotide messenger RNA. RefSeq names its product PTTG1 interacting protein (gene PTTG1IP). NCBI's taxonomy places the organism in Eukaryota, Metazoa, Chordata, Aves, Gaviiformes, Gaviidae. The transcript is spliced from 7 exons. Gene Ontology annotation, biological process: protein import into nucleus. The record is from RefSeq and is a predicted model, not a curated record. Gene Ontology annotation, cellular component: cytoplasm; nucleus. Bases 1 to 504 code for a protein of 167 amino acids.
AUGGCCCCCGCGCUCCGGCUCUGCGCCGCCCUGGCCCUGGUGCUGCUGCCCGCCGCCGCCGCGCAGGACGUGGCGGGAGAUUGUCGCCAAUAUACGAACAGGAGCUGUGAAGAGUGUCUGAAAAAUGUCACUUGCCUGUGGUGUGCCAGCAGCAGGAGGUGCGUGGAGUACCCUGUCCGAAGAGUCCUUCCCCCGGCCGACCUCUGCGAGCUCCGCUCUGCGCGCUGGGGAGUCUGCUGGGUGAACUUUGAAGCCCUGAUCAUUGCCAUGUCUGUGGUGGGAGGAGGAAUCCUUAUCAUGUUGGGGGUCUGCUGCUGCUGCUGCUGUUGUAAGAAAAAGAGCAAAAAGCCAGACAAGGAUGACGAGAGAGCGGCCAGGGAGCGGGAGAAGAGGCGGGUGCGGCAGGAGGAGAGGAGAGCAGAGAUGAAAUCACGGCACGAUGAAAUCCGAAGAAAAUACGGCCUGUUCAAGGAAGAGAACCCUUAUGCAAAAUUUGAGAAUUAGCACCUCCGGACCUGCCCACCCCGGUGAACAGUGCCUUCCCGCAGAGCUGCAGGACUCCAUGCUUUCCCUGCCAUGAGGAGAUCACUGUGGUGCCACUUCCCGCUUCAGCUGCCACAGAAGAUGAGCCAAAUGCUUGGUGACACCAUUGUCCCCACUCCAGAUGCUUGGUUUGCUCGGAGCUUUGCUCUUGCUCUGCUGGUGCAGGAAAGCAUGGUGGCAAUACGGGGAGCAGGUUUCUUCUCACUCACACCUGGGGUGGUAACGGAAUCCAAAGCAAUGCAAAUAACAGUCCUUGUCCCUGGCCAAGGGCAAAAGCAACCUUAUGCAUCGUUCUUGCUCCGGCCUCACCGAAUACCCUUCACACACACAGAGUCAGGCUGUUCUGUCCACCCCCUUUCUUUUUUCUCUUUUUUUUUUUUAGUAUGGGCAAAAGCCAGCAAGAGUUUCUUGACUUGUCAGUCAGUAGGGAGGCCUUGGCUGUUAUUCCAGGUGCCUGUAUUUGUCCCAGCACAUUAGCAUUCCUUUCAAAAAGCACAAGUUUCUGGUUAUCUCGGGCCUCCGGCAGGAAGGUCCCACGUGCACGUUCUCACUUGCAACUAAUCUGGGGCAAUGCCCCAACUCUCCUACCUCUCUGUGCCUUUCUAGAAAGGUGGUCCUCCUGGGCUUGAUGGCCACGGCUGAUAGCAAUACUGUAGG